CGCCAAUUCAUCAAGUAAUCAUAAUGAACUGCUGUAAAUCGGAAGAGGAAAUUGAAGCUUAUCAAAAAAAUAGGGAAAUUGACCAUAAACUUGAGAAAGAAAAAAAAAGAUUAGCCCGUGAGAUUAAACUCCUAUUACUCGGCACGGGCGAGUCAGGUAAAUCAACGUUUAUCAAACAGAUGCGUAUUAUACAUGACAAUGGAUUUUUGGAUGAUGAAAAAAGAAGCUUCAUUACGUUGAUAUUCCGAAACAUAUUUAUGGCCAUACAGUCUAUGAUUAAAGCUAUGGAUAUGCUUGAAAUAUCCUAUGGUGUUGCCGAACAUAUAGAUCUUGCUGAUCUGUUGAUGAGCAUUGACGAUGAAAAAGUUGCAACACUUGAGGAUCCUUAUUUAAGCGCCAUUAAAACUCUUUGGUCUGACUCUGGAAUACAGGAGUGCUACAAUCGUCGAAGAGAGUAUCAGUUAAUUGAUUCCGCCAAAUACUAUCUUAACAACAUACACCGCAUCCAGGAGCCUGAUUAUUUGCCCUCUGAACAAGAUAUAUUGCAUUCCCGUUCACCGACAACUGGAAUACUACAGUAUAGCUUCAAGUUGCAUCCAUUUACUUUUAGAAUGGUAGAUGUAGGUGGGCAGCGCUCGGAGAGAAGAAAGUGGCUUCAUUGCUUUGAGAAUGUUCAGCUAGUUAUAUUUCUAUCAGCGGUAUCUGAAUAUGAUCAAGUCUUACUUGAAAGCGCUCAUGAUAACCGAUUGGAAGAAUCUAAAGCUUUAUUCCAGACAAUUGUUGAGUGUAAAUACUUCAAAAACUCGUCUCUUAUGCUAUUCCUUAACAAAAUCGAUUUGCUAGAGGAGAAAAUUGCGUACUCGCAUUUAGUUGACUAUUUUCCAGAAUUCGAUGGCCCAAAGGGAGAUGCAAAUGCAGCCCGUGAUUUUAUUCGGCGCUCGAUUAUGGACAUAGAGUUAGAUGAUUUGAAAGUUUAUUAUCAUUAUACCUGUGCCACAGAUACGGAAAAUAUUAAGGUUGUGUUCGCCGCUGUGAAAAAAAACAUUAUGAUUAAAUUAACUAGUGAAUUUCAGUAUAGUUAAACAUUUUGGCGUAUUAUGUAACCAAAAACUAUCA
Messenger RNA from Drosophila innubila, 1116 nucleotides. Its product is annotated as G protein alpha q subunit-like. The coding region runs from base 24 to 1082 and encodes 352 amino acids. Gene Ontology annotation, cellular component: heterotrimeric G-protein complex. Gene Ontology annotation, biological process: adenylate cyclase-modulating G protein-coupled receptor signaling pathway. NCBI's taxonomy places the organism in Eukaryota, Metazoa, Arthropoda, Insecta, Diptera, Drosophilidae. Gene Ontology annotation, molecular function: G-protein beta/gamma-subunit complex binding; G protein-coupled receptor binding; guanyl nucleotide binding. The record is from RefSeq and is a predicted model, not a curated record. The transcript has 8 exons.